Peromyscus maniculatus bairdii (prairie deer mouse) is the source of this 1153-nucleotide messenger RNA. Its product is annotated as olfactory receptor 14J1. Gene Ontology annotation, biological process: G protein-coupled receptor signaling pathway. The record is from RefSeq and is a predicted model, not a curated record. NCBI's taxonomy places the organism in Eukaryota, Metazoa, Chordata, Mammalia, Rodentia, Cricetidae. Gene Ontology annotation, molecular function: olfactory receptor activity; G protein-coupled receptor activity. Gene Ontology annotation, cellular component: membrane.
AGCCCAGCACAACAUGGAAGUAUGACUGGAAUUGCAUAAAGUUGAGGAAUGAAACUGCCAAAGAUGAAAGACUCAUCUAUAAAGUAACAAGAGAGCCAAACCUUGAGUCUCCAGGGUGACCCAGAAUGAAUGCGAGCUCCAAGACUGGAUUCCUCCUCAUGGGGUUUUCUGAUGAGCGCAAGCUUCAGAUUUUACAUGCAGUGCUCUUUUUGAUAACAUACCUGCUGGCCAUUAUGGGCAAUCUGCUCAUUAUCACUAUUACCACCUUGGACCAUCGUCUGCAUUCUCCCAUGUACUACUUCUUGAAGCACCUCUCUCUUUUGGACCUCUGCUUCAUCUCUGUUACUGUCCCCCAAUCCAUUGCAAACUCACUCAUGAACAAUGGUUUCAUUUCCCUUGGUCAGUGUAUGCUUCAGGUUUUCUUCUUCAUAGCUCUGGCAUCGUCAGAAGUAGCUAUCCUCACAGUGAUGUCUUAUGACCGAUAUGUCGCCAUCUGUCGGCCACUGCAGUAUGAGACAAUUAUGGAUCCCCGUGCCUGCAAGCGUGCAGUGAUAGCUGUGUGGAUGGCAGGUGGCCUGUCUGGACUCAUACACACGGGUGUUAACUUCUCAAUUCCUCUUUGUGGGCAGAGAAUUAUUCACCAGUUCUUCUGUGACAUUCCCCAAAUGCUAAAACUAGCCUGUUCUUAUGAAUUUAUUAAUGAGAUUGCAGUGGCCGCAUUCACAACAUCCACAGCCUUUGUCUGUUUGAUCUCCAUUGUGUUCUCCUAUAUUCAGAUCUUCUCAACUGUGAUGAGAAUCCCAUCAUCUGAAGGUCGAACUAAGGUAUUCUCCACUUGCCUACCACACUUGUUUGUAGUUACCUUCUUUCUCUCAGCUGCAGGCUUUGAGUUUCUAAGACCCCCUUCAGAUUCCCUGUCAGCUAUGGACCUCACAUUCUCCAUAUUCUACACUGUAAUACCUCCAACACUCAAUCCAGUCAUCUACAGCUUGAGAAAUGAAGCCAUGAAAGCAGCUCUGAAGAAAGUGUUGUCAAGAGAAGAAUUUUCUCAGAGAAUGGUGUGUUUAAAAGCUAUAUUCAAACUCUAAAGAGACAACAGAUUAAGAGACAUUGCUACUAUGUUCUAAAUUAGAGGAGAGAUGAAUUAGAUUUC